UGGUCCCCUGCUCGGCUCUAAUGUCACUUCAGCUUCUCGGAGUCUGAGCUGUCAGGGGUCCACGCAGCCACAGGGUCAUGGCACCAGUAAAGAAGGGCAUCUUGGAGCGUCUUAACGCCGGAGAGGUGGUAAUCGGGGAUGGAGGGUUUGUGUUCGCUCUGGAGAAGAGAGGCUACGUGAAGGCUGGACCCUGGACCCCUGAGGCGGCUGCAGAGCACCCAGAAGCUGUGCGUCAGCUGCACAGGGAGUUCCUGCGGGCCGGAUCCAACGUUAUGCAGACUUUCACCUUCUACGCCAGUGAUGACAAGCUGGAAAACAGAGGCAACAAGCUCACCUUCACCGGUGCUCAGAUCAACGAGGCCGCCUGCGAUUUGGCCCGGGAGGUCGCCAACGAGGGCAACGCUCUGGUUGCGGGAGGAGUGUCCCAGACUCCAUCCUACCUCAGCUGUAAGAGCGAUACAGAGGUGAAGGCCAUUUUCAAGAAACAGCUGGACGUCUUCGUCAAAAAGGACGUGGACUUCCUCAUCGCUGAGUACUUUGAGCACGUCGAAGAGGCUGUGUGGGCCGUGGAGGUGCUGAAGGAGACGGGGAAGCCCGUGGCUGCGUCUCUGUGCAUCGGACCUGAGGGAGACAUGCACGGCGUCUCACCAGGAGAGUGCGCUGUCAGGCUGGUCAAAGCUGGGGCUCAGAUUGUGGGAGUCAACUGCCACUUUGACCCCCUGACCUGUGUGAAGGCUGUGAAAAUGAUGAAGGAAGCGGUGGAGAAGGCCGGGCUAAAGGCUCACUACAUGGUGCAGCCGCUGGCGUACCACACGCCUGACUGCAACUGYCAGGGAUUCAUCGAUCUGCCAGAAUUCCCCUUUGGUCUGGAGCCCAGGAUCCUGACCCGCUGGGACAUGCACAAGUAUGCCAGAGAGGCCUACAACGCCGGCAUCCGCUACAUUGGCGGCUGCUGUGGCUUUGAGCCGUAUCACAUCCGGGCUGUGGCAGAGGAGCUGGCUGCAGAGAGGGGAACAAUGCCUCCCGGAUCAGAGAAACAUGGAAUGUGGGGAGCUGGUCUGGAGAUGCACACCAAACCCUGGGUCAGAGCCAGAGCCCGCCGUGAUUACUGGGAGAACUUAAAACCAGCCUCUGGUCGUCCGCACUGCGCCUCCUUGUCUGUCCCCGAUGGUUGGGGUGUUACCAAAGGCCAUGCUGAUCUCGUGCAGCAGAAAGAGGCUACGACCAAGGACCAACUCAAGCAGCUGUUCGACAGGUCAAAGACCCAAUGAAUCCUUCCAUUGCUCUCACAUCCGGCAGCUGACAUGRGUCAAACAGCUGCACUGUGAAGCUUCUUGUGAUAGAAAUAAUACUUUUAGGUUUAAGCCAGUUAAUUCAUGACAUACUUUAAUGACCUAGGUUUUCAUGACAUGCUGUUUAUCAGUAAAUAGACAUUCUGAUGGCUCAAUGUUGUUCUCUGUGUUCCUGUUGUUGCAAUAAAACUCAGCUGACCAUUC
This is a messenger RNA of Austrofundulus limnaeus, 1496 nucleotides long. RefSeq names its product betaine--homocysteine S-methyltransferase 1. NCBI's taxonomy places the organism in Eukaryota, Metazoa, Chordata, Actinopteri, Cyprinodontiformes, Rivulidae. Gene Ontology annotation, molecular function: betaine-homocysteine S-methyltransferase activity; zinc ion binding. Gene Ontology annotation, cellular component: cytosol. Gene Ontology annotation, biological process: L-methionine salvage. The transcript has 8 exons. The coding region runs from base 78 to 1271 and encodes 397 amino acids. The record is from RefSeq and is a predicted model, not a curated record.